UCUGGUUUGGCUCGGAUAUCAUUUAAACAUCACCAGUUACUUUGGAGGCUACAGAAUACAUUCUGAGAAUGAAAUAGGCCAAACCUCACAGCCGCCCGAGGCCCCAGCUUGUCUUUCUGAUGUAUAUACAACAAAGCCCAACGAUACUUGUGACUCAUUGGCUCUCAAGUACAGCGUCUCUUCUGCAGAAAUCUUUAUUAACAACCCUAACAUUCUCGACUGCUACGACAUGGUCGAAGACGUGCCAGUUUGUUUACCAUUUCAAUGCAACACCUACAAGGUCAAAGAAAACGACACCUGCAUCUCUGUGGCCGACUCCUUAGGUCUUCGCCCAAGAGACAUCGUCACUCUCAAUCCCUGGAUCGAUGACGAUUGCCAUAAUUUCCCGUCGGGCACGAUAACGCUCGGUAGAAUCAUUUGCACUACGCCAUCUGACGGCCAGUACAAUAACAUUGUCAACAACGCGGAAUCAGACCCGGCAUACUCUAAGUAUGCUGACGAGCCUGUUCCACUACCUAAGAACGCCAGUCUAGCUAAAAACACAACUAAAGAGUGUGGACGUUGGUAUACAAUUCAGAAGGAAGAUGACUGUGUUCGGGUUCUGGGCCAGCACUAUAUGAGUCUUUCUCUCUUUACAGCUACCAACCCGUCGAUAUCCCCAGGCAACUGUACCACGAGUCUUAUCCCAGGACAAACCUACUGUGUCGGCCCAACUAAAAAAGCUCUCCGGAAACCAUUUACCCCUCCUCCAUAUUGGCGCCUCGGAUGCUAUUCCAGUGGGAUAGAUCCAACCAAAUCCACCCGUGUUUUGAUACUUGAUAAAUUGAGCCACGUCAAACCUAUGUCUAUUCUUGCUUGUCAAGCCUACUGUCUCUCACAGUCGUUGCCCCUUUUCGGUCUACAAAAUGGCGACUCUUGUCUAUGUGACGAUCGCCUGCGUAUGGAUAGUCGGCGUAUACACAAUUGGUCCUGCAAAUCUCGCUGCAGCGGCGGUCCAAAAGUUUGUGAUCGUGAGCAAGACGCUAUUGAAGUCUUUAGUUCUUACGAAGAAACAGGUGUCGAGUACACUAGUAUCGGAUGCUUCGUGAGCAAGGACGAGCGCGUGAUACGGGGCAAGGACUAUAUCACUUGGGAAAAUAGAACUCUGGAAGAGUGCGCAAGCUUCUGUACUGUUGGCCUCGAGACUGACUACUUUGCUCUCCAAAAAGACAAUCUCUGCGUUUGCGGCAAUGAAUUGAAUCCAAGGGCUACAAAGGUUAGUAUGGAGGAGUGUGAUUUAGAAUGUAUGGGUGAGAAUAGGGAUACCUGUGGUGGAAAAGGUAGAACAAAGGUUUAUACCACGAACUCUAACUAUGUAGUAUCUUCUUAAUUUAGC
Messenger RNA from Fusarium redolens, 1375 nucleotides. RefSeq lists its product as uncharacterized. Bases 230 to 1369 code for a protein of 379 amino acids. Lineage: Eukaryota; Fungi; Ascomycota; Sordariomycetes; Hypocreales; Nectriaceae. The record is from RefSeq and is a predicted model, not a curated record. The transcript has a single exon.